Sceloporus undulatus (fence lizard) is the source of this 503-nucleotide messenger RNA. RefSeq names its product serine protease HTRA3-like. The record is from RefSeq and is a predicted model, not a curated record. The transcript has 2 exons. Gene Ontology annotation, molecular function: serine-type endopeptidase activity. NCBI's taxonomy places the organism in Eukaryota, Metazoa, Chordata, Lepidosauria, Squamata, Phrynosomatidae. The annotation marks the transcript as partial. Gene Ontology annotation, biological process: proteolysis.
AACUCGUGAUUCUAUGAGAUGAGCCUGAUGGCAUAUUUUUCUUCUUUUUUAACAGGCACCCUCUGUUUGGUCGCAAUGUUCCUCUUUCUAGUGGAUCUGGGUUUAUUAUGUCGGAUACAGGUUUAAUUGUGACCAAUGCCCAUGUUGUAUCUAGCACUAGUACCGCGACUGGACGGCAGCAGUUAAAAGUGCAGCUACAAGAUGGAGACACUUAUGAAGCAAAAAUCAAAGACAUUGAUAAGAAGUCUGAUAUAGCAACAAUAAAGAUCAAUCCACGGAAAAAACUGCCUGCUUUGUCAAUGGGACAGUCUGGUGAUCUGAGGCCUGGGGAAUUUGUGGUGGCUAUUGGGAGCCCAUUUGCCUUACAGAAUACAGUGACAACAGGUAUUGUCAGUACAGCCCAACGGGAUGGCAAGGAGUUGGGCUUGAAGGAUUCAGAUAUGGAUUACAUUCAGACAGAUGCUAUUAUCAAUGUAAGUAAACAUGUACUUGCUGUUUUAAUG